Camelina sativa (false flax) is the source of this 765-nucleotide messenger RNA. RefSeq lists its product as uncharacterized. NCBI's taxonomy places the organism in Eukaryota, Viridiplantae, Streptophyta, Magnoliopsida, Brassicales, Brassicaceae. The record is from RefSeq and is a predicted model, not a curated record.
UUCUUCGUUAACUACUUCUUAUGCAACUGCGAGAUAAUUUGGGAAAGCAACAGAUUAAUAUCUAAUCGAGAACUUAAAGAGGACAAUUAAUAAUGGCGACUAGGUUUUUGGCGAAAAGACUCACGGCGGUGAAGGUUUCAAGUACUCCGGGGGGACAUUUCUCCGGUUGUGUUAUCCGACAAGCUACAACCGGAAUCAACUGCUUCUCAACCGGAUUUAAGCAAACGGCGGGCUCUACUCACUAUGGUCAAGGCUCGAACAAUGCAAACGACGAUAAGUCCACGGCGAGUUACGUAUCGGACAAGGCAAAGGAAGGAGUGAAGAAAGCAACCGACGCAGCAAUCAAUGCCGGAGAUAACAUGAAGGAUACGAUGGAAGGUGCGUGGAAAGCAGCCAAGGAAACUGGUCAAAACAUUAGCGAUGCGGUCGCGGGCGAUGAUGAUGAUGAUCACGGCAGGAUUCAAGAGGAUAAGGUGGCGGUGGAGUUGAAGGAUGUGCAACAGCCUGUGGAUACGACGGAGUAUAGAGGUGUGGAGGAUCUACAUCAGCAGACUGGCGGCGAAGUUAACUCACCCUAAGCUAGUGUUUUGGGGUUUCUAUCGUUUUUUUUUUUUUUUUUUGCAUUGUUGUUGUUUCAAUGAGAGGUUGCUCGUGGUUCAAGAUUUAUGAAUGGACCGUGGCUAGAUUUUCAUUACUAUUUUUUUUUAUCUCUAGGUUGAACUAAUGCAAAAUAAACAACCGCUCCGAACAAUUUUUAUAUGAUAA